GUAUGUGCGGGACGGUAGCGGCUGGCGUUGCUGAGGAACGCGGCAGCAGCAGCAGCAGCAGCAGCAGCAGCGGCCGCGGGCGCAGCAGCCGGCGCCCCGCCUUCUUCCCUUCCGUGGGUGCCGCCGCGGCGCCGCCGUGAGGGGCCGGCCCGCCGCCUCCUCCCCCUUCCCCGCUCCCAGCCGCGCCGCUGGCUCCCCUGGGGUUCUGCGUCGGCAAAUGGUUGGGCCGGAGGAUGCCGGAGCUCAGGGCGGCGCAGCCUUGCUUCCCUCGGGCCGGGAGGAGGAGGAGGCGCCGGCGGAGGCGGAGGCGGAGGACGACGACGCGGAAGCGGACGGAGAGCGGGAUGGGAGCCGAGAGGGGCGCGGGGCCCGGCUGCAGCGCUACUUGGCUGGCAAGAGGCCGCCUAACGGGGACGCCUGCGGCGCAGGGAGGAUGACCAACGGGGACGCCGGAUUCCUGUUGCUGCCGCCGCCGCCGCCUCAGGAGGGCCCGCUGCCGAUCUGCGACGAGCCUCCGACUUCGGAGCGCGGCGACGAGAAGCUCCACAACGGCGGCUGCGCCUUCUUCCUGCCGGGGGCCCAGAGCGCGGUGGCUCUGGAGGAGCCGCUGAAGAGCUGCAGCCUGGCGGGGGUUGCCGCAGCGGCUCCGGCCAUGUCGCCGUCGCCCUCUUGCUCCUCCUCCUCGGGGAGCCCUUCGCCGGCUUCCGAGGAGGCCGAGAGCUUGUCCUCCCCGGCGAGGGCGCUCCCUUGCCUGCCCUCCCUGGCCUUCAUGGACAUCAACCUCAACUCCCGCAACACCUUUGAGGUGAGCCGCCGCCGCAGCGCCCCGGAACAUUUGCAACCGCAGCAGCCACCCAGCCUCGCCUCCGCCGACGGCGCCAAUGCAGCUGCCGCCGGCCCAGAGGAAGGGGAUCGGGCCAAACGUCUGGGCGUCAUCGCCGGGUCCAGCUUCGCCGAAUUCUUCACGAGGAACUUCUUUACCAAAAAGACAAAGGAACUCAAACCUGCUGUCCACAGUGCUCCUGGCUGGAAGUUGUUUGGAAAAGUCCCACCAAAAGAGAACCUACAGAAAGAUUCCAAAAUAAUUCAACAGGAUGAAAGUUCUGGCAGUGUUGCAUCAGUAUCUACACUCAAUCUAUUAAACACAGGGGAAUAUGAAGCACGAACAGGAAAAGUGUGUAAACCAGCACCCCAAGCAACAAGGCGUAGACACUUUGAAUUUGAGCCACUGUCAACCACUGCUCUUAUUCUGGAGGAUCGACCAUCGAAUCUUCCUGCCAAAUCUGUAGAAGAGGCUUUACGUCACAGACAAGAAUAUGAUGAAAUGGUGGCAGAAGCAAAAAAGAGAGAAAUUAAGGAAGCACAUAGAAGGAAGAAAAUAAUGAAAGAACGCUUCAAGCAAGAGGAGAACAUUGCUAGUGCUAUGGUGAUUUGGGUCAAUGAAAUACUGCCUAACUGGGAGAGCAUGCGUUCUACAAGGAGAGUUCGAGAAUUAUGGUGGCAAGGGUUACCUCCAAGUGUUCGUGGGAAGGUUUGGAGUCUUGCUGUAGGAAAUGAAUUGAAUAUCACUCCUGAACUCUAUGAAAUCUUCUUAUCUAGAGCCAAGGAACGUUGGAAGAGUUUUGGAGAGACUGGUGCUGAGAAUGAUACAGAAGAUGCUGGAGUAUCAGUUGCUGACCGGGAGGCUAGUUUGGAGCUAAUAAAAUUGGAUAUAUCACGCACAUUUCCAUCCCUCUAUAUUUUUCAGAAGGGUGGCCCUUAUCAUGAUCUUUUGCACAGUGUCCUGGGGGCAUAUACAUGUUACAGACCUGAUGUAGGAUACGUCCAGGGAAUGUCCUUCAUUGCUGCAGUCCUCAUUCUCAAUUUGGAAGAGGCAGAUGCUUUCAUUGCCUUUGCGAACCUCCUGAAUAAGCCAUGCCAGUUGGCCUUUUUCCGUGUGGAUCACAGCAUGAUGCUGAAAUACUUUGCAGCAUUUGAAGUAUUUUUUGAGGAAAACCUCCCCAAAUUGUUUCAUCAUUUUAAAUCCUACAAUCUUACCCCCGACAUAUACUUGAUAGAUUGGAUCUUCACCCUGUACAGCAAGUCACUACCCCUUGAUCUGGCCUGUCGAGUCUGGGAUGUCUUUUGUAGAGAUGGCGAAGAAUUUUUGUUCAGAACUGGAUUAGGAAUUCUUAGGUUAUAUGAAGAUAUCCUCCUGCAGAUGGACUUCAUUCAUAUAGCACAGUUUUUAACAAAGCUACCUGAAGACAUCACGUCGGAGAAGCUCUUCACUUGUAUUACAUCUAUUCAGAUGCAGAACAGUAAUAAAAAGUGGGCUCAGGUGUUUGCCUCGUUAAUGAAGGAUAGCAAAGAAGGAGACAAGAACCAUAGUCCAGCACUAAAAAGUUAACUUCAAGUUUAAUGGAAAUAACAAAAACCACUUGGUUGUUAAAGGAUUUUAAACAUCUUCGCAAUGAAAACCACUAAGGAGAAACAGCUUGGGAGACCUAAGAAAGAGACAGUAUUUGACUGAAUGCAGUGGUGGAAUUUGAUAAUCUUCACCCUGCUGCCAGUAUUAAAGAGCUUUUUGUGGGAAGAUUCCUUUUCCCAGGAAGCAGAACAAUAAAGAAAACUUGUGAAACUGAGAAAGCGGCUAAUGCAUAUUUAAUAUUUAAAGUUGAAUGCAAUAAAAUUUGUAAUAACUUUUGUUGGUACUUAAAAUUUUGAGGGAUAACUUUUUUUUAUGAUUACCACAAAGGCACUUUUGGGAGGAGGGCUGGUGUUUAAAGGAAGGCCCAAAAACUGCUACCUGAACCAAACAUUUUGGUACAAAUACCUCCAAAAUUAACCAGUGAAAUCUUUAGGACCAAAUAAAGUUUUUUUUUUUAAUUCAUAUACAUGCUUGCCAGAUAAUAGGAGGCUUUAUGUAUGUCUUACUAAGCUCCUUUUAAACUGCAGCUUCACUCUUCAGCUAAUUGAAUGUAUGUAAGCUAGAACAGAGGAAGCUGCACCUAGUCUUGUCGCAGAGUCAUUGGCAAAAUGUGUUUUGGCCUAAAGGUGGCAGUGGUCAAGCAAACUAUUUGGACCAUGUGCUUGUGCAAGCAACUGAUGGGUUUCAAGAAUUUUGCUAGGUAUGGGCAGCUUGCUUAUAGGAAAAUUGAAUUUCUAUUCCAUGAAAAUCAGAAGAUUUUUUUCCUUGUUUUUUUAAAAUCAAAGUGACUUAUACUUGAUAAACACUAGUAUAAUUAAUAAGCUAGUGACAGUCCUUUUGCACAUUUUAAGCAAUGUUAAUGUUAAAAGUUUUGAGUCCCUGAAUAUUAAACAUUUUUCUCACUUAAAUUCAGAGUUGAAUGGUUUUGAACUGCAGUGUGUGUAAUAAUGAAUAUUUCAAAUGCAGACUGUCAGUUCGUUAUCUUAAGUCAGCACCAUACUGUAAAGGUAACAUAUGGAAGCUCUUCAACUUCCUUCACACUCCAAAAUAUUUUAAAAUGGCUUUUGAACUGGAGGGGGAUGGAAAGGAUACCUCUUAAACCAGAGGUGGACAACCUGGUUCCCUCCAAAUAUUUUGGACUACAACCGUCACAAUUCCUGACCGUUGGCCAUGUUGAUGGGAGUUGUAGUCCAAAGCAUCUGGAAGGUCCCUAGUUGCCCACCCCUGUCUUAAACUCUCAGAGCAGCUAAUGCUUGUUCUUUCUAAGUCCAUUUUGAUAGUAUUAAUGUAAAUAAAAUUGCAUUAUGAUUUUUUUUUUUGUACCUGGUCCCUGUACGUGCAAAUGAAGUCAAAAUUUAUCAUUGAGUUAAAAAAAAAAAGAGUGAGACUGCUUCAGUUGUCAAGUGUUAAAAGAAGUUGCAGAACCUGUUUUAAAGAUUUAAACCGCCCAGAGAGCUUCGGCUAUUGGGCGGUAUAAAAAUGUAAUUAAAAAAAAAAAAGAUUUGGGUUACAGUAUGUUGUAAUAUUUAUGUUGCUAUCAGAUUUAAAACUACACUUUAAUAUUACUUACAACAUACAAUUUGAAGUUCAAAUGUCUUUUUUUUUCUUAUGUAUUUACUUACUUGGUUCCAGUGUAUGUCCUCUAUUUGGGUUCUCUUGUACAGUUUUCUUACUUUUCAAGUAUACACAUGUAUAUAAAUUGUAAAUAGAAGGGAUUUAGCCUUCAUCCAAGACCACUAGUAACAGUUCCUAUGUAAAUAAAACUUGUAAGCAGAA
Molecule: messenger RNA, 4186 nt
Organism: Elgaria multicarinata webbii
Lineage: Eukaryota; Metazoa; Chordata; Lepidosauria; Squamata; Anguidae
Gene: TBC1D12
Product: TBC1 domain family member 12
Exons: 14
Coding region: 218-2389 (723 amino acids)
Source: RefSeq, a predicted model, not a curated record